AUGGUUCAAUUCGUGCUGUUCAGUGGAUUGUUGAUAGUGAUCGUGGGUCAUUCCGUCGAUGGCCAUUCGAUCGUUGAGACCGGGAACGGGCCUGGAUCGCAUCGAGCUGCUAGUGUCGAUGGUUUAAAGUAUUUUGGAACCACGAUCGAAAGUGAUUGGCCUUACUUUGAAGUGGUGGAUCUUCGAGUGCAACCCCUUCCGGCCGGUGGUUCUGGCAACGCUAAGGCUCUAAAUCUGAGUUUCACGUUCCGAAACACACCGAUCGCAUUACACCUCAAACCGAACCGGGUGCUCACCACACGGGAAACCGUUUUCAAGACGAUCCAGGAUCGAGCGACGAAAGUGCUAAACGAUGCCGCCGGUGGCCACAGUGAGCAUUUCGUGCAUAAUGAUGGCAAUAUCACCGCAGCAGUGUCACAGAAUGGUGUCGAUAGAUAUACUGGAGUAAUUUUUCACUCCUUGGGUGAUCUAGAGAUCAUCCCCUUGGAUGACGACGAUGGAAACCCUACGAAGGUAUCCUUUCGCCGACCUCAUCUUAUCAAAACGCUUCAAAUUCACACUCCCCCCGACGUAUCCUAUGAGCUGAUUCGUCGACGAGCCCAAUCCGCGAUUCAUCUGCUCGGUGACACCUUGGCCCAGCGAAACUAUACCUCCAACGAGCUGGAAGAGAUCGACGUGAAAGAUGGCCGUAACAGAACCGCUGCGACCUUGCGCCGGCCUAGCAAACCAACCGUCGAAUUGGCCGUGUUCUUUGAUGAGGCUGCUUAUCGUACCUUUUCACCGUACUUUAAGCACAACGAUGAUGCCUUAAAAGAUUUCUUGCUAGCGUACAUCAAUGGCAUACAAGCGCUCUACAAGCAUCCCUCGCUAGGAAGUGGCGUCGAUAUCGUUCUAGUGUAUUUAGAAAUCAUGCGCUCACAACCAUCGGCAAUGCCACACUACAACGGUGAGAGCAAUUUGUUGCUGAACUCCUUUUGCUCCUAUCAAACCACGCUCAACCAGGGCCGCUGGGACAUGGCGCUGUAUCUCUCCGGGUUGGAUUUCUAUGCCAUCGAAAAUGGUCGCCGAAAUGGUGUUACCAUGGGCUUGGCGACUGUUGGUGGCGUGUGUUUGAGUGAAUAUGCGUGCGUGAUAGCGGAGUUUGGUACGCGGAACGUGUUCGGGAAACCAUAUCCAUCGUCGGGAUUUACUUCCAUCUUUAUAGCGGCUCACGAGAUUGGACACAAUUUAGGAAUGCACCACGAUUCGGUAGGGAAUGGAUGCCCAAAGGAUGGCUUUGUGAUGUCACCGUCGAGAGGAACGCAGGGUGAAACCACGUGGUCCAGCUGCAGUGCCGAUGCAAUUGCACAGUUAAAUUGGGCCAGUUGUCUAUUUGAAACGACAGCGAAAGAAGUCGCCGAGUACAAUACAUCCAAAUACUAUGACCAUCCGGGGCAGGUGUGGACGGCUAAAAAGCAAUGUGAAGUACUGCUCACAGACACCGAUGCCAUUCUGGUAUCGCCAGACAUACGGGAAAUUUGCCAGAAUAUAAGAUGUCGUACGCCACAUCGAACGGGAUUUUACUUUGCUGGUCCAGCUUUAGAAGGCACUGAUUGUGGUGAUAAUAAGUGGUGUAAGGGUGGAGUUUGCAUUAAACAGAAGAAAAGGCCAACGAACGUUGUACCCGGCGGGUGGAGUGAAUGGAACGACGAAGAUUGUAUAUCGGGCUGUCUGGAACAAUCGACGGGUUUCCGACGUCGGACUCGGCGAUGCGAUAAUCCUGUGCCAGUCAACACUGAUCAAGGCUGUGAGGGAGUUGCACUCGACAUUGCAGUUUGCGACGAUCAAGCAUUGUGUGGCACGAACCGAGAACCGGUUCCAUUUUAUGCUAGUAGACGAUGCCGCGAGUUCAGCCAACUUUUGCCCCGACUGGACCCGAAUGGCCGUGGCAUACAGGGACCGUACGAUUCGAAGCGACUCUGGAUGAGCUGCGCGAUCUACUGUAAGCGGGCGGACAGCGACGCUUAUUAUGCUCCACGGUUUGAUCUGAACGAUCUGGGAGUCGAUUCGUAUUUUCCCGAUGGUACACUGUGCCAUCAGGAAGCGGGAACGAAGUACUUCUGCCAACAGCAUCACUGCUUGCCAGAGAACUUUAAGACGUCCAAAAUAUCCAUCUGGGCAAUCACGGAAGACAUUCCGAUUCCCGGGAACGCACUGCCAAUGAGUUCGCACUUUUUCGACAGAGCCGUUCUUAACUACCUGUCGUUGGAUAAGAAUACAACUCCCCUGACCACUUCAUGGGGUAUCAAACCGGAACAGCUCCCGAAGGACGACCAAUGGGUUGAUCAGGAUUACCUCGACCUGACGGCAUUCUAGAGCGGAUACCAUGACUCGAUAUCUUGUGAUAAAACGGAGGUAUAAG
Molecule: messenger RNA, 2401 nt
Organism: Anopheles aquasalis
Lineage: Eukaryota; Metazoa; Arthropoda; Insecta; Diptera; Culicidae
Product: A disintegrin and metalloproteinase with thrombospondin motifs adt-2-like
Biological process (GO): extracellular matrix organization; proteolysis
Cellular component (GO): extracellular matrix
Molecular function (GO): metalloendopeptidase activity
Source: RefSeq, a predicted model, not a curated record